Phycodurus eques (leafy seadragon) is the source of this 1202-nucleotide messenger RNA. RefSeq names its product keratin 98 (gene krt98). The transcript is spliced from 8 exons. Gene Ontology annotation, molecular function: structural molecule activity. Lineage: Eukaryota; Metazoa; Chordata; Actinopteri; Syngnathiformes; Syngnathidae. The coding region runs from base 9 to 1202 and encodes 397 amino acids. The record is from RefSeq and is a predicted model, not a curated record.
CCUCCAUCAUGUCUCUGAGGGCUAAAUCCUACGGCCAGAAAACCCUGAGCGUCUACGGUGGAGCCGGCGGCCACGGCACCCGCAUCUCCUCCGCCCGGUCGGGCUACGUGCCCGCUCCAGGCUUCAACCUGGCUGACGGCUUGGACCUCCAGGUCGGCGCCAACGAGAAGGCCACCAUGCAGAACCUGAACGACCGUCUGGCUUCUUACCUGGAGAAGGUGCGCACCCUUGAGAAGGAGAACGAGCGCCUGGACAAGCAGAUCAGAGCCUGGUACCAGAGCAUAACUGUCAUCAGCCACGACUACACAAGCUACUUUGCCAUCAUUGAUGACCUGAAGGAUAAGAUCUGUGUCGCUGCCAGGCUCAAUGCCAAGACAAUUCUGGAUAGUGACAACGCAAAACUGGCUGCUGAUGACUUCAAAAUGAAGUAUGAGAAUGAGCUGGCCAUGAGAAUGACUGUGGAGGCAGACUCCACUCGGCUGAAGAGACUUCUGGAAGAGAUGAACAUGGCCAGAGUGGAUCUGGAGUGCCAGGUGGACGGUCUGAAGGAUGAGGUCAUCGUGCUGAAGAAGAACCACGAAGAGGAAUUGGCUCUGCUCAGGAGUCAGAUGGGCGGUCAGGUUAACGUGGCUGUGGAAGUGUCCCCCUCUCUCGACUUGAGCCAGGCUAUGACAGAGAUCAGAGAACACUAUGAGGCUAUGAUCGCCAAGAACAGCAAGGACCUCGAGUCCUGGUACCAGAGCAAGAUCGCAGCAGUAGCGCAGGAAGCGAUGACACAUUCAGAGUCUCUGGUGACAUCCCACUCAGAAAUCAAAGACCUGAAGAGCACUCUCCAGAGGCUUGAAAUUGAACUGCAGUCCCAUCUUAGCAUGAAAGCAUCCCUGGAGGGCACCCUGGCAGAGACACAAUCCCACUCCACUGCACAGCUAGCAGGCCUGCAGAACACGGUCAUGAGCUUAGAGGCCCAGCUUACCCAGAUCCACGCCAACAUCACCAGCAACAAGUACGAGUACGACCUUCUGUUGGACCUUAAAACACGACUGGAGCUGGAGAUUGCAGAAUACAGACGGCUGCUGGAUGGAGAGGACGACAGCUCAAAGCAAGUGGUCACCAAGCUCAUCACAGUGGUGGAGACGGUCGUGGACGGGAGGGUGGUUGAGAGCACCAAGACUGUCGACGUAGAUGUGGAUCACAUUGAGUGA